AGACCAGCAGGACCACAUGAUACCAUGAAGAGAAGCUUACAGGUCCUCUAUUGCCAACUGUUUAGUGUUCUGCUGAUCUUGGCACUGACAGAAGAGCUGGUGUUUUCCAUUCAGGUCCCGUCUCCCGCUGCCUCCUCCUCUCAGGGCUUCCUGAUGGACACUACCGCUGUCGCUUUGUACUCAGGACAGACUCGCCCCAGGGGGAAACUCUCCCAGGAUUCCCAAGGGAACUUCACAGAGCCAUCAGAGCCUUACCUGAAGGCGGCCCUGCACUCCCCCUUCCCCAGCCUGAGCGGCCCCUUCGCAGAGAACCCGUAUCCCUCCCCGACCGCUGCUUCCAGCGGUCCCACCGGCACGGGGCUGGCAAGAACUACGCACCCGGCCCCUUCUCCCCACAGCAGCACCUCAGGAGGCCCAAGGCAAGCAGAGCAUGGGGACGGCACGGAGCCACUCGGGCGGGAAGCGGGUUUUGCCACCGCCGCUGCCGGACCGUCGACCGAUCCCGGAGUGGCAUCGGUGCCUUUUGACCGCCCCCACUAUGAUCUAUGGGAUAUGCUGAGCAAAAACAGCUCCUGGGUAACCUUGAACCUCAGUACGAAUGUCCCCUUGUUUGCCGGCCCCGGAACUGCGACGGCAGCAGCAGGUCACGCCGUUCAGACCGGUUUCGAUGUCUCCUCUGCGACAGCAGGCGACCCCAGGGGAGCUGCUCCCGGCGCGGUGCCAGAUGCCACCGUGUUGGGCAGCACUGUCCCCACGGCCCCCGCCACGGGCUUGUCCAGCUCCUUUUCCACCGCUGGCUCCACUGCAACUGGCAACUUCCUAAACAGACUGGUGCCUGCCGGGACCUGGAAACCCGGCGUGCAGGGAAACGUCUCCCAUGUCACUGAGGGGGACAAGCCCCAGCACAGAGCAACCAUCUGCCUCAGCAAGAUGGACAUUGCCUGGAUCAUCCUGGCUAUCAGUGUACCUAUAUCCUCAUGUUCAGUUCUGCUGACAGUCUGCUGCAUGAGGAGGAAGAAAAAGACAUCUAACCCAGAAAACAAUCUGAGCUAUUGGAAUAAUGCUAUCACCAUGGACUACUUCAACAGGCAUGCUGUAGAGCUACCCCGAGAGAUCCAGUCCCUGGAGACUUCAGAGGACCACCUCUCGGAGCCGCGCUCCCCAGCCAACGGCGACUACCGGGACAGCGGCAUGGUCCUCGUGAACCCCUUCUGUCAAGAAACUCUGUUUGUAGGACAUGAGCAAGUGUCUGAAAUAUGACCCCAUAGCUGCCCGUGUAUUGCAGUUUCCUCUUGACUCUCUCCAAAUUAUAAAUAAAUAUAUAUAUUAUAAAUAUAACCUUUGUGUAACCCUGAACUACGAGAAAUGUUUUCAGCUUUUUUUUCCCCCCCUCAGAAUUGUAACCUCUUUUUUAUAAGUGUGGUAAAACUUUACAGAACAAACUGUGGCUUUAUAAAAUAAAGGUAUUUCUAAGCAAAA
Tinamus guttatus (white-throated tinamou) is the source of this 1479-nucleotide messenger RNA. NCBI's taxonomy places the organism in Eukaryota, Metazoa, Chordata, Aves, Tinamiformes, Tinamidae. The record is from RefSeq and is a predicted model, not a curated record.